GUUCGAGGGCCGUUUGAGGGUUAAGGGUUGAACCUUGAAGUGGUCGAUAUACAGUCCGGUGCUUGUCACUUGUCACAGGACAACCACCGAAACCGAACCGACUGGAUCAACUGUCCAGAUUACAUGCUCGCAACCAGACAAGAUGCCUCCCAAUGGCUCUUCGUUUACGGCCCUGAACCUUCCAUCAGCGUUUAGCCUCCCCCAAUGCAUGGAUUACUUCACGCUCACCGCGGGUCCCAACACGGAUCUCUGGCGCAAACCGGGCGAUCGCGACACGGCCACGGCCCCGAUCGUGUUCACGUCGCUGCGACGUCGAUUCGAGGUCGCCGAGGUGACGGUGACCGCGGAUUGGGAGAUGGAAUGGGACCAAGGCGGGCUGGUGAUCUUCGCCGGGGCGCCGCCGCAAUCGUCGGAGGAUGUUCCGGUCCAUCAUGUGCCAAUAUCGCCGCCGCUGGGCACGACCCCAGCCGUUCGACUCGGAGCAUCGUCACCGGCCUCCUCCCGACCCUGCAAAUGGGUCAAAGCCGGCAUGGAAUUCUGCUCCGGCACGAUGAACGUCUCCAGCGUCAGUGCCACGGCGGACGGCGCGGACUGGUGCGCCUCACCGCUGUCCUUCCCCGAGCAUGGCUCGGCGCCAGUCCACUCGCUGCGUAUCAAGCUGGAGCGCGUGGGCCAUGCCCUGUGGAUCUGGUACCAGGUGCCCGCCGUGGCGCCGUACGCGAUGACCCCAGGCGCGAUGUUCAGCGGCAUGUGGCGCAAGCUGCGCGAGGUGACCUGGUUCUUCUACGGGAUCGAGGAUAAGUUCGUGCAUGUAGGUGUGUACGCCAGUCGCCCGAACCGGCUGUCGCGCGGUGCGACGAUGUGGGCGACGAUGAAUGGGAAUGGGUCGGAUUCGACGGGGGUGGCGGAUGGAUUGGUGGUUGAGUUUGAGGAUUUGGAGAUCUCCUAAUGGACUUGAUUCAGUCACGGCGAUGAUUGCACGCUGCUAAUGGCUAGGGUUAUCCCCUAGGGCUACUGGCUGCGAUGAGCUUUGCGCUAUACUCACGAGUUGAUGAUUACUGCUUUGUUAUUGUUUUCCUUUGUUGCUCGGGCUAUGGCGAGAGAAUUUGGAGUCACUGAUGGGGGUACUGCAGGGUAGCUUUGGUGUUUCGUCGAUGCAUUCGCAUUGGGAAUCGUUAUAUAGGUUGUCAACUAGGAUAUUUUUCUAAAUCAAC
This is a messenger RNA of Aspergillus homomorphus CBS 101889, 1214 nucleotides long. RefSeq lists its product as uncharacterized. Bases 143 to 949 code for a protein of 268 amino acids. The record is from RefSeq and is a predicted model, not a curated record. The transcript has a single exon. Lineage: Eukaryota; Fungi; Ascomycota; Eurotiomycetes; Eurotiales; Aspergillaceae.